Oenanthe melanoleuca is the source of this 8818-nucleotide messenger RNA. RefSeq names its product chromodomain helicase DNA binding protein 5 (gene CHD5). Gene Ontology annotation, cellular component: NuRD complex; nucleus; chromatin. Gene Ontology annotation, biological process: negative regulation of transcription by RNA polymerase II; chromatin remodeling. Gene Ontology annotation, molecular function: chromatin binding; DNA binding; ATP-dependent chromatin remodeler activity. The coding region runs from base 80 to 6754 and encodes 2224 amino acids. The transcript is spliced from 41 exons. NCBI's taxonomy places the organism in Eukaryota, Metazoa, Chordata, Aves, Passeriformes, Muscicapidae. The record is from RefSeq and is a predicted model, not a curated record.
UCUCGCCAUCUUGGCGCGGAGCGGCCGCGCCCGGCUCGGCCCCGGCGCUCGGCCCGGGGCGGGCGCUGCCCCGCCCGGCAUGCGGGGCCCGGCGGCCGCCCGCGAGCUGCUGGACGACGCGGACAAUGAGGAGGACGUGUCGGAAGAAGAUGAUGGGGUGCUGGAAGGAUUGGAUGAGUUUUUUGCGGAAGACCAAGUUGUGGUACAGAAAAAGAAGAAAUCCAAGAAGCUGAAAGAUGGCAAGACUGCCAAAAUCAAGAGGAGGAAGAAGGAGGGGAGUAAUGAUGAAAUGUCAGAAAAUGAAGAGGAGAUCGAGGAGAAAUCAGAAAGUGAAGGGAGUGACUAUUCUCCCAACAAAAAGAAGAAGAAAAAACUGAAAGAUAAGAAGGAGAAAAAGCCAAAAAGGAAGAAGAAAGAUGAAGAAGAAGAUGACAAUGAGGAUGGAGGUUUAAAGGAGCCCAAGAGCUCAGCCCAGCUCAUGGAGGAAUGGGGUCUUGAUGAUGUAGAUUAUGUUUUCUCAGAAGAGGAUUAUCACACUCUGACAAAUUACAAGGCUUUCAGCCAGUUUCUCAGGCCUCUGAUUGCCAAGAAGAACCCCAAGAUCCCCAUGUCAAAGAUGAUGACAGUGCUCGGUGCCAAGUGGCGAGAGUUCAGUGCCAACAAUCCCUUCAAGGGCAGCUCGGCGGCGGCGGCUGCGGCGGCUGUGGCUGCAGCUGUGGAGACUGUCACCAUCGCCCCGGCACUCCCUGCCAGCCCCCAGCUCCCUGCCCUGCCCCCCGUCAUCAGGAAAGCCAAAACCAAGGAGGGGAAGGGUCCAGGUGUACGGAAGAAAAUCAAGGGCUCCAAAGACGGGAAGAAAAAGGGGAAAGGGAAAAAGGUGGCAGGCUUGAAAUUCCGGUUUGGAGGAAUCCCCAGCAAAAGGAAAAAGGGCUCCUCUAGCGAAGAGGAAGAACGGGAAGAAUCUGACUUUGACAGUGCCAGCAUCAACAGCUCCUCCAUGCGCUCCGAGUGCUCAGCUGGCCUGGGGAAGAGAGGGAAGAAGAGGAAAAAGAAAAAGAGGAUCGAAGAGGGGGACGGGUACGAGACGGACCACCAGGACUACUGCGAGGUGUGCCAGCAGGGCGGGGAGAUCAUCCUGUGCGACACCUGCCCCCGUGCCUACCACCUGGUGUGCCUGGACCCCGAGCUGGAGAAGGCCCCUGAGGGCAAGUGGAGCUGCCCCCACUGUGAGAAGGAGGGCAUCCAGUGGGAGCCGAAGGAGGAGGAGGAGGAGGAAGAGGAUGGUGGUGAGGAGGAGGAGGAUGACCACAUGGAAUUCUGCCGGGUCUGUAAGGAUGGAGGGGAGCUGCUGUGCUGUGACACCUGCCCGUCCUCCUACCACCUUCACUGCCUGAACCCACCGCUGCCAGAGAUUCCAAACGGUGAAUGGCUCUGCCCACGCUGUACAUGCCCCCCGCUGAAAGGGAAGGUGCAGCGCAUCCUGCACUGGGCCUGGAGGGAGCCCCCGCCCGCCCCGCUCCCGCCCGUGCUGCCCAGCCCGGACCCCGAGCUGCCUCUGCCCCCACCCAAGCUGCUGGAGGGGAUCCCAGAGCGCGAGUUCUUUGUGAAGUGGGCAGGCCUCUCCUACUGGCACUGCUCCUGGGUCAAGGAGCUGCAGCUGGAGCUCUACCACACCGUCAUGUACCGCAACUACCAGCGCAAGAACGACAUGGACGAGCCGCCAGCCUUCGACUACGGCUCUGGGGACGAGGACAGCCAGAGGGAGAAGAGGAAGAACAAGGACCCCCAGUAUGCCAAGAUGGAGGAGCGGUUCUACCGCUAUGGCAUCAAGCCUGAGUGGAUGAUGAUCCACCGCAUCCUCAACCACAGCUUUGAUAAAAAGGGAGACAUCCACUACCUGAUCAAGUGGAAGGACCUGCCCUAUGACCAGUGCACCUGGGAGAUUGAUGACAUAGACAUCCCCUACUAUGAGAACCUCAAACUCCUCUACUGGAACCACAGGGAGCUGAUGCUGGGGGAGGACACACGCCCUCUGAAGAAGCUGAACAAGAAAGGGAAAAAGCUGAAAGAGGAGAAGCUGGAAAAGCCUCCAGAAACACCUCUCGUGGAUCCUACAGUGAAGUUUGACAAGCAGCCGUGGUACAUUGAUGCCACGGGGGGCACGCUGCACCCUUACCAGCUGGAGGGGCUGAACUGGCUGAGAUUCUCCUGGGCACAAGGGACAGAUACAAUCCUGGCUGAUGAGAUGGGGCUUGGGAAGACGGUGCAGACCAUUGUGUUCUUGUAUUCCCUGUACAAGGAGGGCCACUCGAAGGGGCCGUACCUGGUCAGUGCCCCCCUCUCCACCAUCAUCAACUGGGAGCGUGAGUUUGAGAUGUGGGCACCUGACUUCUAUGUUGUGACCUACACGGGGGACAAGGAGAGCCGCUCGGUCAUCCGGGAAAAUGAGUUUUCCUUUGAGGACAACGCCAUCCGGAGCGGGAAGAAGGUUUUCCGGAUGAAGAAGGAAGCCCAGAUCAAGUUCCAUGUCCUGCUCACGUCCUAUGAGCUGAUCACCAUUGACCAAGCAGUGCUGGGCUCCAUAGAGUGGGCUUGUCUGGUGGUGGAUGAAGCACACAGGCUGAAGAACAACCAGUCCAAAUUCUUUAGAGUACUGAAUAGCUACAAGAUCGAUUACAAGCUGCUUCUCACAGGGACUCCGCUCCAGAACAACUUGGAAGAGCUCUUCCACCUGCUCAAUUUCCUGACUCCAGAGAGGUUUAACAACCUGGAGGGGUUCCUGGAGGAGUUUGCAGACAUCUCCAAAGAGGACCAGAUCAAAAAACUGCAUGACCUGCUGGGUCCCCACAUGCUGCGGCGGCUCAAGGCCGAUGUGUUCAAGAACAUGCCGGCCAAGACGGAGCUGAUUGUGCGGGUGGAGCUGAGCCAGAUGCAGAAGAAGUACUACAAAUUCAUUCUGACGAGGAACUUUGAAGCCCUGAAUUCGAAAGGUGGUGGGAACCAGGUCUCACUGCUCAACAUCAUGAUGGACCUGAAGAAGUGCUGCAAUCACCCCUACCUGUUCCCUGUGGCAGCUGUGGAGGCCCCUGUGCUGCCCAAUGGAUCUUAUGAUGGAAAUUCUUUGGUCAAAUCUUCUGGGAAACUGAUGCUGCUCCAAAAGAUGCUGAAGAAAUUGCGGGAUGGGGGUCACAGAGUUCUGAUCUUCUCACAGAUGACAAAGAUGCUGGAUUUGCUGGAGGAUUUCCUGGAGUACGAAGGCUACAAGUAUGAGCGGAUCGACGGGGGCAUCACUGGCGGCCUGCGCCAGGAGGCCAUCGACAGGUUCAAUGCUCCUGGGGCUCAGCAGUUCUGCUUCCUCCUCUCUACCCGCGCCGGUGGUCUGGGCAUAAACCUUGCUACGGCCGACACUGUCAUUAUUUAUGAUUCUGACUGGAAUCCCCACAAUGACAUCCAGGCGUUCAGCAGAGCUCACCGCAUCGGGCAGAACAAGAAGGUGAUGAUUUACCGCUUCGUGACCAGGGCCUCUGUGGAGGAGCGCAUCACCCAGGUGGCCAAGAGGAAGAUGAUGCUCACCCACCUGGUGGUGCGCCCGGGGCUCGGCUCCAAGUCGGGCUCCAUGACCAAGCAAGAGCUGGAUGACAUCCUCAAGUUUGGGACGGAGGAGCUCUUCAAGGAUGAUGUGGAGGGCAUGGUGUCUCAGGGACAGCGGAUUGCCAUGCCAGAUGCUGUUACCCCUUUCUCUGACACACUGUCAACAAAAGGGGGUGCAGCAACUGCUGGCAUGAAAAAAAAGCAUGGUGGCACCCCACCAGGUGACAAUAAGGACGUAGAAGACAGCAGUGUGAUCCACUAUGAUGAUGCUGCCAUCUCAAAGCUUUUGGACCGAAACCAGGAUGCGACUGACGACACAGAGCUGCAGAACAUGAAUGAGUAUCUCAGCUCCUUUAAAGUGGCUCAGUAUGUUGUGAGAGAAGAGGACGGUGUGGAGGAGGUGGAACGGGAGAUCAUCAAGCAAGAGGAGAAUGUGGACCCUGACUACUGGGAGAAGCUGCUGCGGCACCACUAUGAGCAGCAGCAGGAAGAUCUGGCCAGGAACCUGGGGAAGGGGAAGAGAAUCCGCAAGCAGGUCAACUACAAUGACACCUCUCAGGAGGACCAAGAGUGGCAGGACGAGCUCUCUGACAACCAGUCAGAGUAUUCCAUUGGCUCUGAGGAUGAGGAUGAAGACUUUGAAGAGAGGCCAGAAGGCCAGAGUGGCAGAAGACAAUCCCGGAGACAGCUGAAGUCUGACAGAGACAAACCUCUCCCUCCUUUGCUGGCAAGAGUUGGGGGGAACAUCGAGGUUCUGGGCUUCAACGCCCGGCAGCGCAAGGCGUUCCUGAAUGCCAUCAUGCGCUGGGGAAUGCCGCCCCAGGAUGCCUUCAACUCCCACUGGCUGGUCCGGGAUCUGCGAGGGAAGAGCGAGAAGGAGUUCAGGGCCUAUGUGUCUCUGUUCAUGAGACACUUGUGUGAGCCCGGGGCGGACGGUGCCGAGACCUUUGCGGACGGCGUUCCUCGGGAGGGGCUGUCACGCCAGCACGUGCUGACGCGCAUUGGGGUCAUGUCACUAGUAAGGAAGAAGGUCCAGGAGUUUGAGCAUGUCAAUGGGAAGUACAGCACCCCAGACCUGGUUCUUGAGGGCCCAGAGAGCAAGAGAUCCAGUGAGGUUGUGUCUUCAGAUCCCAACACACCUGUUCCAGCCAGUCCAGCACACACACACACAGGACCAGGGGCCCUUGCAGACAAAAUAGAAACACAACUGGGGUUCCAUGAGGAAAAGGACCUGAUGGAGCAGAAGCCCAGAAAGGUGUCUGACAGCCAGGUGCCUGCAAGUGCUGAAGUGGAGAGUGAAGAGCACCCAGAAAGCUGUGACAGCAAGGAGAGGCCAAGGGAAGAGAAGCAAGAGGAUUGUGAAAAGGCUGAGCCUUCUUCUGAGCCCCUGGUGAAAGGCCUGUUCCUUUCUGCAGAUGAGGGAAUUCAAGAGCAAGAGAAGCCUUUGGAGAAGGCGGAGUUGAGCAGCGGCCCAGGGAAGGGGGAGGAUAAAGAAGUCAAACCAGCAGAGGAUAGCAAGGAGGAAGAGAAAGAGCCAAGUGAUGCCCAGCAAAACGGUGACAAAGAGGAAGAGGAGGAAGGAAAGAAGGAUGACAGAAACAUGAACUUCAGAUUCAUGUUCAACAUUGCUGAUGGUGGCUUCACAGAGCUGCACACACUGUGGCAGAACGAGGAGAGGGCUGCCAUGUCCUCUGGCAAGAUCUACGACAUCUGGCACCGCCGACAUGACUACUGGCUGUUGGCAGGAAUUGUCACUCAUGGCUAUGCCCGCUGGCAGGACAUCCAGAAUGACCCACGCUACGUGAUCCUGAACGAGCCCUUCAAGUCAGAGAUACACAAGGGGAACUACCUCGAGAUGAAGAACAAGUUCCUUGCCCGGCGGUUUAAGUUGCUGGAGCAGGCCCUGGUGAUCGAGGAGCAGCUGCGGAGGGCGGCGUACCUGAACAUGACCCAAGACCCCAGUCACCCGGCCAUGGCACUGAACGCGCGGCUGGCAGAGGUGGAGUGCCUUGCUGAGAGCCACCAACACCUCUCCAAAGAGUCUCUGGCUGGAAACAAGCCUGCCAAUGCUGUCCUGCAUAAGGUGCUGAACCAGCUCGAGGAGCUGCUGAGUGACAUGAAGGCUGAUGUGACACGCCUGCCCUCCAUGCUGUCCCGCAUCCCGCCCGUGGCUGCCCGGCUGCAGAUGUCAGAGCGGAGCAUCCUCAGCCGCCUGGCCACCCGUGGAGGGGAUCCAGCUGCCCAGGGCUCCUUUGGCUCUGCCCAAAUCUUUAACAACAGCUUUGGGCCAAAUUUCCGUGGUCCUGGGCCAGGUGGAAUUGUCAACUACAGCCAGAUGCCUCUGGGACCCUACGUGACUGCAGCCCUGAGGGACAGUCCUCUGUCCUUGGCCAUGGUGGGGAAAUUGUGCCAGCGUUGCCUGCGUGGAAGACAAGCUGCUGCUGCCGUGCUGUCCCGCUCCCGCUUCAAGUGUGCUUUGCCUGCUGCGGCCCCCGUGGGAGCAGCAGGGCUGGGGGUUUGUGUCCGUGUAUAUUUUUUGCACUUUCUUAUUGAAGACUUGAAGAGUUUGUCUGGGCAAGGUGGGCUGAGGGGAGGGAGGGAGGGCUGGAGUUGCGGUGUUCGUCUGGUUGUGUUGGCAGGUGUGGGGGUGAGUGGAGGCCAGCGGUGCCAUGUCCCAGCCAGCUGUGCUCCCCAGCUUCCCCCUAAGGGCUGUCUCGUGGUGUUUGAGCAAGCCCACGCCUGCUGCUGCCCUGCUGGAAUCCCUGGCACUGCUGUGGUGUGGCUGGGGGUCCACAUGUGCCGGGUUUGGGGCAGGCAGAUGGAGGGGAGGUGGGUGGGACAGAGGGGACAGCUGGAACUGGGAUGGGGAUACCUCGAGCGUGGUGACACCGGCAGCCGUAAGCAACGCCCCUGCAUCCGCUUCGUGCUCUGUGUGUCCCGGUUUCUGUUCUGUGUUUUAAUAAAUCCUUUGGGAAGGACGCAGUGGAGUCUGGCAAGGGAAGGGAUGGUGGGGGGGAGCCUGGCCACAGUCUUGUACCCCUGUUGUCCUGGACAUGUGUGUCCACAGAAACAGAGACAGAUGUCUACACACACACAUGCAUGUACACAGACACAUACAUGCGUGGAGACACAGGGACAGGCACACCUGGACAGACAGACAUGAGAAUGUCCUGUGUAUCUGCACUGAUACUGUUAUCUCUGCAUGAGUGCACAGAUAUGUACAUGUCUACAUUACCCCCACAUGUGCCUCUUCAGAAUGUGUAGAUCUAUGUACACAUGUGUAAAUAUACACAGAACUGUAAGUUUUAGAUCUAUAUGUGUGCAUAUAUAUUUUUAUGUGAGCAUACACAGCUAUAAAUACUGAUUUAUUUAGGUACUGCUGUGUAAGUGUGUAUCUAUACAUACACACCUGUAUAUUUUACAUGUCUAUAUAAUGUAUUUGUGGUUCUAAUGCAUGUGUAUUUGUGUACAUAUAUACUUUUGAGUGUGUGUACAGACACAGGUAUGGGUAGAUAACAGACAUAUGUACAUAGGAUAGACCUAUACGUGGUAUGGAUGUAUGAGUCUAUAUUUACAGAGGUGUAUACACACAUACAUAUGUAGAUGUAUCUAUAUAUCUACACAUCUCUGUAUCUCCGUAUCUGUAUGGCUAUAUAGGUGUAUUGAUCUUUGUGUAUGUGUACACAGGCAUAUAUGCAUUUGUAAUUUUUAUGUAUUUAUACAUAAGUGUAGAUAUAGGUAAAGGUGUAUAGCUAUCCUAGACAGACACAGUAUAUGUGUGUGCAUAUAUACAGAGACACAUGUAUUUGUUAUUUCACACAUACAUAUGAAUGUGUAUAUAUUUGUUUGCACACAAACAUUGACAUAGUUCUGUAGACAGAUGUACAUGUAUAGGUGGAUGUGUGGAUGUGGAAGGGGUGCACACUGACUCAAAACAUAUACAGAGGGGAGCUCUGAUGUCAUGAAUGGGGUCAGGAGAGACCCCCCCCACGUUUGUACAUGCAAAUUUAUAAUGGGGCAAUAGGUGCAGCCACGGCUACAUGGCAGAUAAACACACACAUAUUGUGCACAGAGCUCAUGCACACUCCAUAGAGCUCAGACACACAGUGCAGAGCUCUCACAGUAAGCAGAGCUCACAGAGCUACAGAGUGCAAAGCUCAUACCAUGUGCCCAUAGUGCACAAAGCUCACACACUGCACAGAGCUGAGGGUCUGCACAUACAUUUGCAGUUUUUAUGUGUGCAUAGAGGAAACUGAGUAUAUAUGUAUGUGGCUAUGGAUACAUAUAUACAGGUACUGGCAAAAUGUUCUGCACAGAGUACAUAGAGCUGUAAAGAGAUGGAUACAUUAGCUAUAGUUAUAUUGUUCUAUAGAGAUAUGUAUAAUCUCUCUGUGUCUAUCAUACAUGUAUCCAUACAUAUAUAUGUAGCUAUCCACAUAUAUAUAGCUAGACAUACAGCUAUAUAUAUGUAGCUAUAGCUAUAUCUAAAUUACAAGUAUCUAUGUCCAUGUGUAUAUAUGGCAUAUGUUUAUAGAUGUAUAGGCAUGAGUGUAUAGUUAAAGAGCUGGGUAUGGAUAUAGAGACAUCUACACAUAUACCUGUAUAUAAACAUCUAUCUGCAUAUAUACACAUUUUAGUACAUGCCAGUAAUUUUCAUGUGUGCGUAUAUCCAUACCAACAUGGAUGCUGCUAUAGCAAUAUAUUUACAUGAGUAUGUACACAUCUGUAUAUUACAUAUAUGGAUCAAUACACAGAGCCAUGUAUGUCUGUAUAUACACAAGCACACACGUCUAUGUGUGUGUAUAUACAUUAUAUAUGUAAUUUUCAGAGGCGUGUGUACACAUUUACAUACAGCUAUCUAUAUAUAUAAAUAGGUAUUUGUCAGAGACUGAUGUGAGGGAUAAAGGUGGAGGUAGAGCUACAUCUGUAUCUAAAUCUGUCUGUGUGUGACUGUGUGUUUGUGUCUGCAGACACCCCUGUAAUGGGUGGAUGUGGGUGCACCUGUAGAGGCUUUCAGUAUCUUCGUGCAGAUACAGCUGAAGGCGCGUGUGGGCUACGUUCACCUCCGCAGCUGCUGUCUGCAAAUCCACACGUCUGCAUGUCCCCGCAAGUCUGUGUGUCCCUGUGUCUCCACGUGUGUCCACGCACACAAACACUUGCCCACUUGCCCACACACACUCCCCCAGCCCGAUCCCUGCCCCGUGCUCGGCCGGAGCACCCCAGGCUC